This is a messenger RNA of Sitophilus oryzae (rice weevil), 2272 nucleotides long. Its product is annotated as beta-ureidopropionase. Lineage: Eukaryota; Metazoa; Arthropoda; Insecta; Coleoptera; Curculionidae. The record is from RefSeq and is a predicted model, not a curated record. The transcript is spliced from 10 exons. Gene Ontology annotation, molecular function: beta-ureidopropionase activity. The coding region runs from base 122 to 1279 and encodes 385 amino acids.
CAUCUAGUAACUACUUUAAACCAGAUUCAAUUUACUUUACGAGCGCAAACUUUGUCAAUUGUACCUAAAAUACAAUAUAAAGAAUAACAUUUAACUGUUUAAGUGUGUAGUUACAUGCACGAUGUCUAGUACCAAUCAGUUCCAAAGUAUAGAACACAUUUUAAAAAACAGUUUAAAUGAUGAAGACUAUGCAAAAGUUAGACAAGUACUAUACGGAAAUGCUACACCAGAAAUUGAGAUUCCAACCCUAAUUCAAGAUACAGCAGAGUCUUAUGACAUAGAACUGAAAGCUUACAGUAUUCCAGCCUUGGCAGAACAAACUAGGCCUGUUCGUGCAGUUAGAAUAGGCUUAUUUCAGCACCAAACACCCUUACCAACGAACUCAAAAAUUUCGGAAAUGCAUAAUGCCAUGCAAAAAUUAGCUGUGAAAGCCAUUCACCUCGCUAGCAAUUUAGGAGUUAAUGUCUUCUGCUUUCAGGAGGCUUGGAAUAUGCCUUUCGCGUUUUGUACAAGAGAGAAAUUCCCUUGGUGUGAAUACGCAGAAGAAGCCGAACACGGUCCCACAACCAAGUUUCUACAACAGCUAGCAAAAGAAAACAAUAUUGUUAUAAUUUCACCAAUUUUGGAAAGAGAUGGGACGCAUUCUGACACCAUUUGGAAUACAGCGGUUGUCAUAGAUAACCACGGAAACUAUCUGGGAAAACACAGAAAGAAUCACAUACCGCGCGUUGGCGAUUUUAACGAAUCCACCUAUUAUUUUGAAGGAAAUACCGGACAUCCUGUAUUUCAAACCGAUUAUGGAAAAAUUGCAAUAAAUAUUUGCUAUGGAAGACAUCACCCACUAAAUUGGUUAGGUUUUGGUCUAAAUGGAGCAGAAAUUGUAUUUAAUCCAUCCGCUACAGUGGGUGAUUUGAGUGAACCUUUAUGGGGCAUUGAAGCUAGAAACGCUGCUAUAGCAAACGGCUAUUUUACCUGUGCAAUUAACAGAGUAGGCACUGAGAUUUUCGAAAACGAAUUUACGUCAGGUAAUGGAAAACCGGCUCACAAGGAUUUCGGACAUUUUUAUGGUUCGAGUUACGUAACAGCCCCCAAUGGAUCCAGAACGCCGGGUCUAUCACGAACAAGAAAUGGACUUCUUGUUACUGAAGUUGAUUUAAACAUGUGCAGACAAGCUAAAGAUACUUGGGGAUUUCAGAUGACCCAAAGAUUAGAUAUGUACGCAAAACUAUUAUCGGAAGCAUCAGAUCAUCAUUUUGUCCCUCAGAUAAUUAAAAAGUGAUGAUAUAAACUGAUUUUAUAUAUUUUUUUAAUUAACUUUUCUUUGACCAAUCUAAUAUAUUUUUUAUUUAUAGGGUUCUUGGCUUUUGGUCAAUAUUAAACUUUUUCUGGGUUUAGGAAGUGUUUAUUAUAUAACUAACGUUUCGGUCCAGUUUUAACUAACAUUAAACUCAACAUAUUUCCAAUACAAAAACAAUUUUUACAAACAAAUCGAGGGUUGCGCAAUGGGAUCAUCCAUCUCUAGUGUAAUAGCCCAACUCGUUAUGGAAAAUCUAGAGGAAUCUGUAUUAAAAAAAUUUAAAUUUAAAAUACCGUUAUACUAUCGUUAUGUAGAUGAUUGUAUUAUGCUAAUUCCUAAAGAAAAAAAUGAAUACGUUCUGAAGGAAUUUAAUGCAUUGCACAAACGAAUCCAGUUCACCAUCGAAACACAAAAAGAUAAUUCAAUCAGUUUUUUAGACACCAUAAUCUAUAAUACCCAGGGAACUCUAAAAACUAUGGUGGUACACUAAAAAAACAUGGUCCUCCAGAUAUCUGAACUAUAAUUCAAACCACCCAAAAAAACAAAAAAAAUCAGUUAUCAUAGGUCUCACUGAUAGAGCGAUAUCAUUAUCUGACCCGGAAUACAGGGAAAAUGCAAUAAAAAAAAGCAAAAGAUGCACUAAUUUUAAAUAAUUACCCCACUCAGCUUAUAAACAAAACAUUUAAACAAAGAAUUCACAAAUAUUAUAAUUCUGAUACAAAAAUUAAACAAAAAAUAAACAAAAAAUUCUUACCAAUACCAUUAUAGAAGGCUUAUCCCAUCAACUAAAAGGUCUAUUUAAAACAGAUCAGUCAUAAAUAUGACCAAAAAAAACAUUACAGCACUUGUUACUCACGAAAAAAAUAAUAAUCACACCUUUGAUUACAAUAAAACAAGAAUUUUAAACACCGAAAUUAAUUUGAAAAAACGAGAAUUCCUUGAAAUGAUUCAGAUACAAAAAAACAAAAAUGCAAU